GAACACCUCGCUUUCGCCGGAACAAAACGGUUAUUCUUCUUCAUUGUAUCCAGCUAGCCAUAAAUCUUUCGGUUUCCGCUAUGGCGCCAAAACAGCGUCGUGCAACCAACUCCAAAGCCAAAGCGACACCGACAUCUGUCACCUCUCCGCCCGAUCAAUCAUCACCAGUACGCUCAAGAGGCGGGUCAUCAUCCCUCUCCCCGAUCAGGUCACCGCAAGAAAACUCCGACUUGGAGGACAACAACGAGCGGCAUCCAGGGACCAACGGAUCUGGAUUGAAGGCCGAAGACGAAGGGUCGACAGAUUUACUUGAUAGAGAUGGCGAUUUGGAAGAAGUUCAUGCCUGCCCGGACAGUAUUACAUUUCGUUAUCCUUCGUCGGUUCCCGAUUUUACCAUCCUCAGUCCACGUGAAAAAGCUUUCAAAGUAGCGAGGUUCUUACAUUGUACAGCCCCUAGUUGUGCCUGCACUGGCCUUGAACCUCCUGCCGGCAGAACGAUCCGAAUAACCAAACAUGAUUCCAGCAAUGAGGACGAAGACGAUGAGGACGAGGAUGACGAUGUAUCUAUGGAGGACUCUGAAAAUCCAUUGGAUUUUGAAGAUAAGAAAGAUGAAUGGAGGACGAAAGAAGGGUGGUGGAGAAUAUGCGGAAAGUGUGGACACGGUUGGGAGAGUGGGGGGCAUGUCUGGGCUGAUGAUGUCCCUCCGAAAGAAAGGACAAGAAGAGGCAAGGUUGUUGGGAGGAUAGAGGAAAUACUCGAAGAUGAAAACAAGCUCGUUGAAUUCCCCACUCCUCAACCCGAAUCCAUUUCUUCCCUGUUGAAACAAUUGCACGAAUUUGUACCCCCGCCUGCCGGGAAAACGACCAUUUCUGCUCUUCCUCCUCCUGUUGAUCUUUCUACCCCUGAUGAUGAUACGCAAGAAGAUAAUAGUGACGGCGAACGACCGCGAAAGCGCCGACGGCAAGCAAGCGAAUCUACUCACUCUGAUAUCGAAGGAGAACAGCACCGAGGUCAGGGGAAAAAGAAACAAGGAAAGGGCCCUGCGAAAGGCGCUAAACCGAGGGUACCCCGUACUGUCGUCCGAGGGGCGCAUGGUUUUAUUCCUAUGGCGACGGACCCCGACGGCAAUCAGCAUGUUGAAGGACACCUCCCCAUUAGUGCCGGAGGUACAGGGGCUGAUGAAACCUUUGAAGAGGAGGAGGAGGAAGAGGAGGAGCUGUCAACAGCUAAACGGCCAGAGCUGGAUGAGACCGAGAGAAGAAGGAGAACAGAGAUUAAAGUCAAGGAAAAAGAAAGGGAAGAAGAGCUAGUCAGCAGGUUGGCUGCUGGUGUCAAUCCGGAGGAUGCAGGAGGGGCAGUCGAAAUUUGGGAAGGGAUUGAGCUGCAAAAGCUUCCUCUUCGGCCGGCCGCGAUUGAACAAGCAAAUCGAGAAAUCAUGCUACCCGUCGUGUCCUCCCGCAACCCAACCCCGGUCGCCACCAUUCUACUGGUUGGCCUCAAGAAUGUCUUCCAACGUCAACUUCCAAAGAUGCCUAGAGAAUACAUUACCCGCCUAGUAUUGGACAAAAAUCAUAUCAGUAUGGCGAUCGUUAAACGAGGGUACCGGGUAGUAGGUGGAAUCUGCUACAGGCCCUUUGAGGCUCGAGGGUUUGCGGAGAUUGUUUUUUGUGCCGUAGACAGUUCCGAACAAAUCAAGGGUUACGGGUCACAUCUGAUGAAUUCGCUCAAAGACCACGUCCGAAAAGCACACCCAACUAUCAAUGUCUUCCUGACUUAUGCAGAUAAUUAUGCUGUGGGAUAUUUUAAGAAGCAGGGUUUCACCAAAGAAAUUAGCUAUCCGCGUGAGCGCUGGGUCGGUUACAUCAAAGAUUACGAAGGUGGGACCAUCAUGCAGGGGCGAAUGCUGCCAAAAGUCAAGUAUAUGGAGGUCCAUCAAAUGUUAGCGGACCAAAAGGCUGCCAUAAUCGCUAAGAUCAAAACCUUGACCAAAUCCCAUAUCAUUCACCCGGGUUUACAAAUUUUCAAGGAACGUCAACCUGAUGAAGAAAUCAAACUCACGAAGGAGCAAGUUCCUGGAUUAGCUGAAAGUGGAUGGAAUCCCGAUCUUGAUGAUAUCGUUCGCCAACCAAAGCGAAAUCCAUACCAUGUUCUCCUUCAACAUGUUCUGAAUGAUCUGCAGAAUGAGCCUUCUGCAUGGCCUUUUGUGAAGCCUGUGGACUCAAGUGUAGUGGCGGACUACUAUGAUGUAAUCAAGGACCCUAUGGACCUGUCCACCAUGGAAUACAAAUUAGAGAACAACCAUUACGAGUCUAUUGAAGGCUUCGUUGCCGACGUGAAGCUCAUGUGUGCAAAUUGCCGACAGUAUAAUGGCGAAAAGAGCACCUACACCAAACAAGCAAACUUGUUGGAAAAAGCUCUAGAUAGAAUCUUGAAAAAACGGAAAUCAGUUCUGGCUGACUGAGGGGAGUGAAAAGAGGGGUAAAGCGCAUUAUAAAGUGUACGCUAGUACAUUGUGACAUACAUUUCAAGCUGUAUUUUACAGGAUAUGAGCGUUUGAUUUGAUAGUAAUUAGGGUGUUCAACUGCUGAUCAUCCAACCACAAAAACGUUGUUGUAAUGCAUUGAGAUGGAUUCAUCGAUAGAUAGACCGUUUCAUGUGUAACUGAUGAUGAGAACUCUUCUAUCCAUUAUUUGCUGAUGUAAUGUUCU
Molecule: messenger RNA, 2709 nt
Organism: Cryptococcus deneoformans JEC21
Lineage: Eukaryota; Fungi; Basidiomycota; Tremellomycetes; Tremellales; Cryptococcaceae
Product: transcriptional activator gcn5, putative
Exons: 8
Coding region: 81-2462 (793 amino acids)
Biological process (GO): positive regulation of transcription by RNA polymerase II; chromatin remodeling
Cellular component (GO): histone acetyltransferase complex
Molecular function (GO): histone H3 acetyltransferase activity; protein binding
Source: RefSeq, a predicted model, not a curated record